AUGUCGCUUUCUGAAUAUUUCACACCAGUAGCAGAUGCGUCUGUUACGUUCGAUGGUGCAAAUAUUCAAUUGAGCGGGGAUUUCAUCUCUGAAAACAACGCCGGCGAAAAGGCGGAUGGUUACGUCAACGACCUGACUUUUCAAGCGGAAGGUGGUGAAAUGGUGCUUGUUUUGGGUAACCCAACAUCAGCCGUGUUCAAGUCCUUAUUCCACGCGGCUAAAAAUCUAGAAUACUCACCAGAGGGAUCUAUUCACUUCAAAAACAACGAGUUCAAAGAGUAUGGUAAGAAAUGUCCACAUCAGACCAUCUACAGUAACGAACAGGAUGUUCAUUUCCCGUUCUUGACCGUCAAACAAACUGUGGACUUCGCUCUGAGUUGCAAGUUCGAUCUUUCUAAAGAGGAACGUGAGAAAAUAAGAAACGAUAUCUUGAAAGAGUUUGGGUUGUUGCACGUUUCGGACACAAUCAUCGGUAACGAUUUUGUCCGUGGUAUCUCCGGUGGGGAAAGGAAACGUAUUUCCAUUAUUGAAACUUUCAUUGCCAACGGGUCCGUCUACCUAUGGGAUAACUCCACCAAGGGGCUGGACUCUGCUACAGCCUUGGAUUUCCUUACUAUCCUAAAGCGUAUGGCUAGAACGACUAAGUCGGUUAACUUCGUCAAGAUCUCACAGGCCUCUGACAAGAUUGUUGAGAAAUUUGACAAGAUUCUGAUGCUUACCGACAACUAUCAAGUGUUUUACGGUACAGUUGACGAAUGUUUGUCGUACUACCGUGAUCAAUUGGGUAUCAGGAAAGAUCCUAACGACUGUAUCAUCGAAUACCUAACUUCCAUUCUGAACUUCCAGUUCAACCAGAGUCCCUUUGCUAAUACUAUUUUGAACAGCAGCGAAAGUGUUCUGAACAAAGGGAUGGACAGAAGCAAGGAAGACCUUUCAACUUCUUACCACUCCUUACAAUUUACAUCAGAUACAGACCUGUAUCGUCAAUGGAUUGAGUCGGAAUACUAUUCGCAUUGGAAGGAUGUCACAUCCAACCACCUGCAGGCCAAUGGUACUGUAAGUGGCAUUAACCCAGAUGACAUAACUCCUAUAUUCAAGAUACCUUUGAAGCAACAGUUGAUGUUGGUGACUAAGAGAGCUUUCCAGAGAAGUCUGGGGGACAAGUUUUACUUGAUUGCACUGCUAAUUUCCAUUGUAGUCCAAUCCUUGGUCAUCGGGUCUCUUUUCUACGAUAUUCCAAAGACUACGAUCGGGUCCUUCUCCAGAGGUUCGUUAACCUUUUUCUCCAUCCUGUUUUUCACCUUCCUUUCCUUGGCCGAAAUGCCCGCUGCCUUCCAACGACAACCUGUGAUCAACAAACAAUGCCAACUGCACUUUUACUACCCUUGGAUAGAAGCCGCUGCUACCACCGUGUUUGAUUACUGUUACAAACUGUUAUUGGUCGUACUUUUCAGUAUUUUGCUCUACUUCAUUGCCCAUCUUCAAUUCAGUGCUGCCAGGUACUUCAUAUUCUUACUGUUCAUUGCGAUCUAUAACUUCAGCAUGGUAUCCUUAUUUUCCUUGACUGCUUUAGUUAGUCCAACUCUGUCGAUUGCCAAUCUACUCGCUGGUAUACUGCUGUUGGCUAUUGCCAUGUAUGCUUCCUACGUCAUUUAUCUGAAGGACAUGCAUCCAUGGUUUGUGUGGAUCGCCUACUUGAAUCCCGCAAUGUACGCUAUGGAGGCUGUUUUGACCAACGAGCUUUUUGAUCUGAAAUUGGACUGUACAGAAUCUGUGGUUCCUAGAGGCGUUACUUACGAGAACGUCUCAUUUGCGAACAGAGCUUGUGCCUGGCAAGGUGCCACUCUAGGUAACAACUAUGUUAGAGGUCGUGACUACCUACACGAUGGGUUGUCGUACACAUAUAAACACGUCUGGAGAAACUUUGGUAUUCUAAUUGGGUUUAUCUGCUUCUUCAUUGCCUGUUGCUUGUUGGCCGCCCAAUACAUAAAGCCGAUUUACAACGAUCCUGCUGCCAAGAGAGCCUUUAUGGAAAGAUUCCUGCCAUUUUUACCCCAGAGAUGCUCCAAAAGUCAAAAAUCGAAUGUCCAAAGAAUCCGAAGUAGCUCUUCAGUUGAUUCAAGCAUCUCAGAAUAUAAUGUGUUCGAUAACGGUAAAUUAAGUGCUAUGGGAGAGAUCAACGAGUCUGGUAGACUAGAACACGUCGACGGUCAGAAACAUGUUAUUUCUUGGAAGGGAAUCAACUACACUGUAGCCGGAGACAAAACAUUGAUUCACAACGUUUCCGGUUACAUCAGUUCCGGGUUGACUGCACUGAUGGGUGAGUCUGGUGCUGGUAAGACAACUUUGUUGAACAUCCUUUCGCAAAGAACCGAGACUGGUGUUGUUACUGGUGAACUACUAAUCGAUGGUAAACCACUGACCGAUAUCGCUGCAUUCAGAAGGAGUAUUGGGUUUGUUCAACAACAAGACGUGCACUUAGAUUUACUGACGGUAGAGGAAUCCCUAGAAAUUUCGUGCAACCUAAGAGGGGAUGGUGACAAAAACUAUAUCAGGACUAUCUCUGAGUUGCUGAAGUUGCCAUUGGAUAAACUGGUUGGAACAUUGACCCCUACGCAAAGAAAGCUACUGUCCAUUGGUGUCGAACUGGUAACCAAACCUUCGCUAUUGUUGUUCUUGGAUGAACCCACCUCGGGUCUAGAUGCAGAGGCUGCAUUGACAAUCGUUAAGUUUUUGAAGAAACUGUCGCUCCAGGGCCAAGCUAUUUUCUGUACCAUCCAUCAACCCAGUAAGAGUGUUAUCAACCAUUUUGACAAUAUUUUCCUUUUAAAGAGAGGCGGUGAAAACGUUUACUUCGGUCCAACAAAGGGCGCCUCCGCCUAUUUCUCCUCCUAUGACAAAAACUUAUCCUUUGACAAGGAAAAUGACAAUCCUGCUGACUUCAUUAUUGAUGUAGUGGGUAACAACGAUGACCAGGACUCUGCCAAAAGUAGAGGAAGCUGGGUUGAUAUCUGGGAACACUCUAACGAAAAAAUUGGAAUGAACCGCGAAUUGUUAUCGUUGGAAGAGAAAGCUAGGGAACAAAAUGUCGAUUUUACCAUGAAUGCGUGGAAACAACCUACAUACUGGGAACAACUGAAACUAAUCACUAAGAGGCAAUACCUUUGCACCAAGAGAGAUAGGACGUAUAUGGCUGCAAAGUACUUAUUGAAUUCGGGUGCUGGUCUGUUUAUUGGGUUUUCGUUUUGGGAUAUAAAGCACAAUAUUAAUGGUUUGCAAAAUUGUAUCUUUUUUUGCUUCAUGGCCCUUUGUGUUUCUUCCCCCUUGAUUAAUCAGGUCCAGGACAAAGCUUUAGUUUCCAAGGAAGUUUUCAUUGCAAGAGAAUCUAGAUCGAACACCUACCAUUGGUCAGUUUUGCUUCUAUCCCAGUUGUUGGUUGAAUUACCUUUAGCCAUCACAAGUUCUACCUUGUUUUUCGUCUGUGCCUUCUUCUGUUGUAAGUUCAACAACUCACCACCAAUUGCUGGUGUAUUCUUCCUGAACUACAUCCUUUUCUCUGCUUACUACCUGACAUUUGGUCUCUGGUUGAUAUACACGGCUCCUAAUUUACAAACAGCUGCUGUUUUUGUUGCCUUCUUCUACAGUUUCACUGCUUCCUUCUGUGGUGUUAUGCAGCCAUACAGUUUAUUCCCAAGGUUCUGGACCUUCAUGUACAGAGUCUCGCCAUACACUUACUUUGUCGAUACAUUUGUAAGUUUGCUACUUCACGACAGAAAGGUCCUGUGUGAUCUGAUGGAGUUUGUUCCCGGACAACCAUUAAAGGGUCAAAACUGUGGUCAGUUUAUGGCAGCCUACAUCGAGGAAUUCGGCGGUUACUUGAAGAAUCCGAAUACAUUCACAGUCUGCGCUUACUGUACGUAUACUACCGGUGACGACUUCUUAAAGGUGCAAGGCAUGGGUUACCACCACAGAUGGAGAAACUUUGGUAUUGAGUGUGCCUUUGUCGCGUUCAACAUAUUCGCCAUGUUCGCAGGGUACUACCUAACGUACAUUGCCAAGAUAUGGCCAAAGGUUUUCAAACAUUUCAGAGUGCUUAAAUUCAAGAAGUCGGCGCCCUCGCCCAAGGAAACAUCCGUUGUGUAA
Molecule: messenger RNA, 4143 nt
Organism: Huiozyma naganishii CBS 8797
Lineage: Eukaryota; Fungi; Ascomycota; Saccharomycetes; Saccharomycetales; Saccharomycetaceae
Gene: AUS1
Product: ATP-binding cassette sterol transporter AUS1
Exons: 1
Coding region: 1-4143 (1380 amino acids)
Biological process (GO): transmembrane transport
Cellular component (GO): membrane
Molecular function (GO): ATP binding; ABC-type transporter activity; ATP hydrolysis activity
Source: RefSeq, a predicted model, not a curated record